Molecule: messenger RNA, 651 nt
Organism: Ochotona curzoniae (black-lipped pika)
Lineage: Eukaryota; Metazoa; Chordata; Mammalia; Lagomorpha; Ochotonidae
Gene: AANAT
Product: aralkylamine N-acetyltransferase
Exons: 3
Coding region: 25-651 (208 amino acids)
Biological process (GO): melatonin biosynthetic process; circadian rhythm; response to light stimulus
Cellular component (GO): cytoplasm
Molecular function (GO): aralkylamine N-acetyltransferase activity
Source: RefSeq, a predicted model, not a curated record
CCCAGGGAGGCAGCAGCCACCAGGAUGUCCAUGCUCAGCAUCUACCCCCAGAGACCCGAGGCCCUGCGCUCACCCUCCCGGGCCACCCCCGAAUCUCCAGGCUGCCAGCGACGCCACACCCUCCCUGCCAGUGAGUUCCGCUGCCUCAGCCCCGAAGAUGCGGUCAGCGUGUUUGAGAUCGAGCGCGAAGCGUUCAUCUCUGUGUCAGGCAGCUGCCCCCUGUUCCUGGACGAGAUCCGGCACUUCCUGACCCUGUGUCCAGAACUGUCUCUGGGUUGGUUCCAGGAGGGCCGCCUGGUGGCUUUCAUCAUCGGCUCGCUCUGGGACAAGGAGAGACUCACGCAGGAGUCACUGACGCUGCACAGGCCCGGAGGCCGCAUGGCACACCUGCACGUGUUGGCCGUGCACCGCGCCUGCCGGCAGCAGGGCAAGGGCUCGGUGCUGCUGUGGCGUUACCUGCAGCACCUGGGCCGCCAGCCGGCUGUGCGCCGGGCUGUGCUCAUGUGUGAGGACGGCCUGGUGCCCUUCUAUGAGAGGUUUGGUUUCCGUGCCGUGGGCCCGUGUGCGGUCACCGUGGGCUCCCUCGCCUUUACCGAGCUCCAGUGCUCUGUGCGGGGCCAUGCCCGCCUGCGCAGGAAUAGCGGCUGCUGA